CUCCGCGACAAAACAUUAAAAUAGGGACAAAACACGAAACUGUCAACUACGAAAAGCUUUCUACGAUCUGUGCCAUGUCUGUGCCACGGUAUCUGUGCUUUCUAUUUUCAAAUUUCUGUCCCAUUUCAAUUUAAAAAAAAAAUAUUUCGUGUGACCUUGACGUAAGUAAUUAAUAAUGGAAAUAUUCUAGCAAAUAAGUAGUAGAAAUUUUAAUGCAAUACGUUCCAAAUCAAAUAAUUUAAACAUUAAAUUAAAUUUGUAAGUUUUGGCAAUGUCAAAAAAUAACGCAGUUGAUCCAACCAGCGAAAUAACAGCGUUUUCUGCACUGACCUCUCAUUUUUCGUCAAAAAAAAUAAAAACCAAAAAGUUCCUAGAAGCAGCUACAGAUGCUGUCUCUUUAAUUGAAAAAUUCGGUAAAGUUUUCUCUCCCGUUACAAAUGACAUGUUAAAUAAUAUAAAAAAACUAAACCAAAAAUAUGAAGAAGACAUAGAAGGCAAUAAAUAUUUGGAGGAAAUGAUUAUAAAGGAACAUGGUCAAGGAGAAGGAACAGCAACAGAUGCUCUGCUCUGGCUACGAAGAGCUUUGCAUUUCUUAUCAAUUUUUUAUGGCUCUGUGAUAGAAGACACUUUAAAUGUGUGUCCUACAAAUGAUUUAGCACAUUUUUUAAAAAAAGCAUACUCAGCUACUCUGGAGCAGUACCACGGUUGGCUCGGCACCCAGUUAUUUAAUGUUUUAUCUCGUUUUGCACCAACCAGAAGGCAAUUUCUAUACACCUUAGCACUAAAUAAGGACAAUCAAGAAGAAAUAGUUAUAAAGGAUAUGCAAAAAUAUAACCAAAGGUUGUAUGCUACUGUUGAAAGAAUAAUAGAUUUUUAUAAUAGUAAUGGACUGGAAUCAGCAGCUAUAUUAUAAUUUUUACGUUAUUUGAUUUGUAUACAUUUUAUAAAAAGUUUAGUAAAAUUUAUUAUUUGAAUAA
Messenger RNA from Psylliodes chrysocephalus, 977 nucleotides. The record is from the annotation of a GenBank genome assembly. NCBI's taxonomy places the organism in Eukaryota, Metazoa, Arthropoda, Insecta, Coleoptera, Chrysomelidae.